AUGUAUAGAGUAGGUAAACUCUGUGUAAAGGAGUUAUUGUUGAUAAUAUCGGACUUUCUUCCACUUGUCGAUCUCUGUUGUUUUUCUGUUUGCAAUAUUCGACAUUAUUGCUUGCUUUCAUGGAAAAUAAAUCCGCGGCUGCCUCUCACACCGACCCAGAAACUGUUGUUAUCAACCCGGUUAGCACAAGAUACACCAUCAUACUUCGCAUGCACUCGUUGCAAUUUGCUCCAUCGCUACGAUGGAUCCGAAAGCUUCGGGCUUAGUGGCUACGCCCGGGAAAGAACCUGUCGACUCCCCUGUGUCCAAACUUGGUUUUCGACAAGGGAUACUCUAGUUUUUCAUCGAUUGGACGCUCUCUGUGUUAAAGAGCUGUCUUUUCUCCACUUAUACCUUGCUAUGAGAAGGUUCUAUCAUGGCCCCCAAUGUGGAAUCAGCACCGAUUCUUUGUCACAUACACAAGUCUUCGAACAUCGUGUACGGGCUACCGCGAACAAGGUGACUUGGCUAUUUUCCCGGGAUGCACAAAUAUGCACCGAGCCUCUCGGCCUUUAUCUCAGGUUACAGGAUAUACUGCUUUCUCCAGAAUGGUGCGAUUUGAUUAGCAUGGUCUAUGAUGGAAACGUGAAUCCAUUGGCAACAUGUGCCCACCGUGAUAAGGAAGUUCUCCAAGCAGUGACACCCGAACUGUGGUCGCUCGAAAACAAAGAGAAGAACAUCACGAAAGCAGAUGGCUUUAUCGUGUCGUGCUGUGUCUGUAACACAGCCUGCGAGAUCGAUCUCUGUGAAAUCGACGACAAAAAAUCUAUAGUUAUGACAAGAUGGUUUAAUUUAGGACCUGGUCUAGACGAAACGGACAUGAUAUGGAAGACUAAAACCAAUUCGAGUUAUGAAGCCAUCGCAUACCUCGGAUUUGACCAAGACUACCCCGUUGAACAAUGCCCCAAGACUCGGUACGAAGAGACCGCACCUCAAUCAUUUGAGAACCUCCUCUUUCACAAUCUUUCGUAUCUCAGAGACAAGCAGUACAAAAAGGUCAUGCGUUAUGCAUGGGAACGGAAAACCUGGUACGAUCCAUUCAGAGAACCCUCUAACGACAAAAUCGUCAAUUUUGGGCGGUCCUUGCAGGCCAUUUUUGGAUGGUUUCCAAAUCCAACAUUCAAUUAG
Molecule: messenger RNA, 1167 nt
Organism: Penicillium salamii
Lineage: Eukaryota; Fungi; Ascomycota; Eurotiomycetes; Eurotiales; Aspergillaceae
Source: the annotation of a GenBank genome assembly